ACAUUACACUGCAAAGGGCAUGACUUCCUAGGCUGCCUCUUGUCUUCACCAAAGGACUCCACACCCUCUUUAAGGCAUUGAAAUAUCCAAAUUUUUAGUACCUUCUUCUUAGAUCCACAUGUUCUUUUCCUCACGUCUCACUUUUUCACAUACUGGUUGUACGUCAUCUUCAUUCAUCUAGCCCCUUUUCUUCCACUGCAAAAAUGUUUAGAGGAUGUUUUGGUUGCUUCUCUCAAGAAAAACCAAAAAUCAGGAUAAGUAAGUGUAGGGAUUACCCCUGGGAAAUCUACACUCUCAAGGAGCUACUUCAUGCAACAAACAACUUCCAUAACGAUAACAAGAUCGGCGAGGGUGGAUUUGGAAGCGUUUAUUGGGGUCGAACAACUAAAGGCGUUGAGAUAGCAGUGAAAAGGCUAAAAGCAAUGAAUGCAAAGGCAGAGACGGAAUUUGCAAUGGAGGUGGAGAUACUUGGUAGGGUAAGACAUAGGAAUCUGUUGGGGCUGGGAGGUUUCUAUGCUGGUGGUGAUGAAAGGCUUAUUGUCUAUGAUUAUAUGCCUAACCAUAGUUUGAUCACCCAUCUCCAUGGCCAACUCGCUUCUGAUUGUUUAUUAGAUUGGCCUCGCAGAAUGAGCAUUGCCAUCGGUUCUGCAGAAGGAAUUGCGUACUUGCACCAUAAGGUAAAUCCACAUAUAAUACACAGAGACAUAAAGGCAAGUAACGUGCUUUUAGAUUCAGAAUUCCAAGCAAAAGUUGCAGAUUUUGGUUUUGCAAAGCUUGUCCCAGAUGGAGUCACUCAUAUGACCACAAGGGUGAAAGGAACAUUAGGGUAUUUAGCACCGGAAUAUGCUAUGUGGGGAAAGGUGUCAGAGAGCUGUGAUGUUUACAGUUUCGGAAUAUUACUCCUAGAGAUAAUUAGUGCUAAGAAGCCUUUAGAGAAAUUACCCGGUGGUGUUAAGCGCGAUAUUGUGCAAUGGGCUACCCCAUAUGUGAAAAAAGGUUCUUUCGAUCAUAUUGCAGAUCCGAGGUUGAAAGGUAGGUAUGAUCACGCACAAUUGAAAACCACAAUUGCAAUUGCCAUGAUUUGUACCGAUAGCAAUCCGGAAAACAGGCCUAGUAUGUUGCAAGUGGUGGAGUGGUUAAAGAAUGGGAUAAUGAGGAGGAAGAGAGAAGCACAAAUAUUGAAUGAUGCCGUUGAAGAAGAUGAAGAUGAAGAUGAAGUGGAGGAUGGCGAUGACGACGACAAUACAGAUUAUGAAGGGCCGGGAAUGGAAAGUUCGGAAAUGAGCAUGAUCCGAAAUGAGCCGAGGAGAUGAAAUAAUGGUAAUUGUAUUUGUUGAAUUCCAUUUUUUUUUUCCCCCUGUUGUUUGUUCUUUGUGUACUUUUUGAAAUCGAAUUGUAUGUUCUUAAUGGUGUGUGAGUACUUAUUUAUGCCAUAACAUACAUGAGUUCACUUGCCUUGGAUUGGAAUGAUAAAAUGAAUCUAAUCUUCAUAU
Camellia sinensis is the source of this 1493-nucleotide messenger RNA. Its product is annotated as PTI1-like tyrosine-protein kinase At3g15890. Gene Ontology annotation, molecular function: ATP binding; protein kinase activity. NCBI's taxonomy places the organism in Eukaryota, Viridiplantae, Streptophyta, Magnoliopsida, Ericales, Theaceae. Gene Ontology annotation, biological process: protein phosphorylation. The record is from RefSeq and is a predicted model, not a curated record.